AUCGGGCUGCGCCGGAAGUGCCCUCGCGCUGCCUAGGAGACAAGACGCGGGGCCAGCAGCUGACAGGGCCGGUCCGGCCGCGCCCACUCGGUCGCCAUGGAGCUACCCCCAGGGCCGCGCGACGAUCCCCGCACCUGGGACGAUGACUCGGACCCAGAGCCGGAGCCCGACCCGGACGCACAGGCCGAGGCUUACGUGUCCCGAGUGCUCAGUCCGCCGAAAUUCGGCCUGGCGCCCCCGCGCACCUCUGCGCUGUCCGGGCCCACCGCGUUCCCUGGCGCCCCGGAGCCGCGGACUGCGUCCAAGGGUCUGGCUGUGGAGGUCCCGGGCUUGCUGAGCCUUCCCCCUGAACUGCUGCUCGAGAUCUGCGCCUAUUUGGACGCGCGCCUCGUGCUCCACGUCCUGCCGCGCGUGUGCCACGCGCUGCGCGACCUCGUGCAUGACCAUGUCACUUGGAGGCUACGCGCGCAGCGCCGCGUACGCGCGCCCUAUCCAGUGGUGGAAGAAGAAGACUUUGACUGGCCAGCGGCCUGCAUUGAGCUGGAGCAGCAUUUGUCACGCUGGGCAGAGGAUGGGCGCUGGGCUGAGUACUUCUGUCUGGCUGAUGGGCACUUUGCUUCCAUUGACUCAGUGCUGCUGCUCCAGGGUGGGACACUCUGUCUGUCGGGCUCCCGAGAUCGCAACGUCAACCUGUGGGACCUGCGACAGCUGGGGGUGGAGCCCAGCCAGGUUCUGGUCAAGGCCCUGGGCACCCAGAACAGCACCCACAAGGGUUGGGUGUGGUCACUGGCAGCGCUGGACCACCGAGUGUGCUCUGGUUCCUGGGACAGCACGGUGAAGCUCUGGGACAUGGCAGCUGAUGGGCAGCAGUUCGGCGAGAUAAAGGGCAAGGCUGCUGUGCUGUGCCUGUCCUACCGGCCUGAUAUCCUGGUGACUGGCACCUAUGACAAGAAGGUGACAGUCUACGAUCCCAGAGUUGGCCCAGUCCUGCUGAAGAGCCGGCGGCUGCACUCGAGCGCGGUGCUGGCAUUGCUGGCGGAUGACCGGCACAUCAUUUCGGGCAGCGAGGACCACACACUCGUGGUGUUUGACCGCAGGGCCAACAGUGUACUGCAGCGGCUGCAGCUGGACUCCUACCUACUCUGCAUGUCCUACCAAGAGCCCCAGCUCUGGGCUGGCGACAACCAGGGCCUGCUGCACGUUUUCGCCAACCGGGAAGGCUGCUUCCAGCUUGUCCGGACCUUUGAUGUGGGCCACAGGUCUCAUAUUACAGGGAUCAAACAUUCGCUGGGGGCCUUGUACACCACGUCCACUGACAAGACCAUUCGGGUGCACGUGCCCACAGACCCACCAAGGACCAUCUGCACCCGAAGCCACCACAAUGUGCUAAAUGGGGAGAUGGGAUCUGCGAAGGCUAGCCCAUGGGUGUGGGGCACGCAGGGGUGGGAGCCCCCUCUUCUCCCUCCCCUACCCCUGCAGAGACUUUGAAGCUGGGACACUCAUGGAGUAAAAUGUCACCAGUGACAGCAGCAGCAGCUGCCGCAGCUGAGGGGUUCCCUGCUCCAGGACGCCUGGUGGCUGCCCCAUGGUCACGUGUCACCUUGGCAGGGGGAUUGCAGGGCCCUGGCCUCUCACUGACCUGAUUGAUCUGCUAACCAGCCCCAACACCCUCCUUUGCCAGCCUCUGGCCCUCCCUGCCCCCCCCGCACCCCACCAAUGUGCAGAGUGUCACCUGGCUCAGGUACAGCCCUGCCUGUCCUCUCUGUCUACACUCACUGCCCGGGGAUCCAGUCCAUGGAUGACUCAGUCCACUUGUUUAUGCUGAUAGCUCCCUCUGCCCCAUCCCAGACCUUGGACCCACACGAGGACCCUCCAGUCUCCUUGGUCAGUCCUACCUGUCUCUGUCUGGUAUCUCUCACCUAACUUGGCCAAAGCUGGACUCUAGGUUAUCUUCCCCCCACACCUUGUGCCCCCAAAUUCACCACUACCCACCCAACUGCCCUGGCCCAAAUCUUGAACUCCUUCAUUCCUUUACUUUCUGGUAUCCCCAUAUCUAAUCCUUUCUCAAGAGCCAGCUGAUCAGCAAUCAGAUUAAGUUCUCAAUCUGGUCACUUCUCUCCACCCCCACAUGGGCCCCACCGCCAUCUUUGUUCACUUGGACCAGUGCAGUCACCUCUACCCUAGUCUCUCCAGCCCUCCCACCACUGCCCUUAUUCUCAAGGCAGCCAGUGGGAUCUGUUAAAAAAGUAAAUCAGAGCGGGGAGGAGGGUGGUAAAUGAGGGUAAAGGGGA
Molecule: messenger RNA, 2291 nt
Organism: Hipposideros armiger (great roundleaf bat)
Lineage: Eukaryota; Metazoa; Chordata; Mammalia; Chiroptera; Hipposideridae
Gene: FBXW9
Product: F-box and WD repeat domain containing 9
Exons: 11
Coding region: 97-1488 (463 amino acids)
Molecular function (GO): protein binding
Source: RefSeq, a predicted model, not a curated record